AGGAGGGGGGGCGAACGGAAGCCGGGAAGGCGAUUCGUGGUUCGCGGGGUACGGGCGCGCGUGCGCAUUCCUCAGCCCGUUCAGGACCCCGGCGCCGCAGGGCGCCCACGAGCCAACGAACGGGUGGCGCCCUCUUUCCUUCUCUUCCCUUCCCCGGACCUGGAGUCGCGGUUACUUGGGCUGGCAGGCGAACCCUUGAGUGACGUGGCGUGGAGCGGGCCUGGUGCGCCUGGAGGGCCUUGUGGAGCGGAGAGUAGGGCUUACAGCAUGGCAGAAAACCGAGAGCUCCGCGGUACCGUGGAGGCUGAACUGGAUCCGGUGGAGUACACCCUUAGGAAGAGGCUUCCCAACCGCUUGCCCCGGCGGCCCAAUGACAUUUAUGUCAACAUGAAGACUGACUUUAAGGCGCAACUGGCCCGCUGCCAGAAGCUGCUGGACGGAGGGGCCCGGGGUCAGAAUGCGUGCUCUGAGAUCUACAUUCACGGCUUGGGCUUGGCCAUCAACCGAGCCAUCAACAUCGCGCUGCAGCUGCAGGCGGGCAGCUUUGGGUCCUUGCAGGUGGCUGCCAAUACCUCCACCGUGGAGCUUGCUGAUGAGCUGGAGCCGGAGACGGAUGCACGGGAGCCGCUGACUCGGAUCCGAAACAACUCAGCCAUCCACAUCCGAGUCUUCAGAGUCACACCCAAGUAAUUGAAACGGCACUCCCCCACUUAACACCUCCACGGUGUGGCUCUUCUCAUACUGGACCUUGAACCAGAGCCAUGGAAGAAAAGGCCUGUUCCCUUGAAACCCCAAGGACUCCGUAUUGAGGUUGGGGAUAAUUGUCCCAGUGGGCCCAGUUAGUGGGUCUUCCUGAGAGAGUGUGUGUCUGUGGUAACUAUUAUCAUGUAAAUAAAAAAUACUGUUGUACUAGUG
Messenger RNA from Saimiri boliviensis boliviensis (Bolivian squirrel monkey), 915 nucleotides. It is a transcript of the gene POP7, whose product is annotated as POP7 homolog, ribonuclease P/MRP subunit. Gene Ontology annotation, cellular component: nucleolar ribonuclease P complex; ribonuclease MRP complex; nucleus. Gene Ontology annotation, biological process: tRNA 5'-leader removal. The record is from RefSeq and is a predicted model, not a curated record. Gene Ontology annotation, molecular function: nucleic acid binding. Lineage: Eukaryota; Metazoa; Chordata; Mammalia; Primates; Cebidae.